UGUUGACAUGAUGAUUUUACCCGGGCGCUACCAUGAAUAACUGCUAGCAUCUUCACAAUCACAUCUUCAUAAUAACACAAAUUGAUGCCCUGAAAAACAUCUAAAAUUCGUGUCUGAGACUUUAUUCAUUUUCUCACACAAAAGGACAGACAUUUAUAAACAUGUCUCAAGAAGGAUAUACAUCACCAGCAAGGAUAACCAGCGCAGACACGAGCUUGAAUUCAGAUGAAUCGCAGAGGACCAACCCCAAGAAAACACCUAUUCAGAUCCUGCAUGAAUAUGGCACCAAGAGUGGCAACCUCCCUGUGUACGUGAUGGAGAAGGCUGAAGGGGAGGCUCACCAGCCCAGCUUCGUCUUCAGCGUGAAGAUUGGAGAUGUGUUCUGCACAGGUCAAGGUCCCAGUAAAAAGGCUGCUAAACACCAGGCGGCAGAGGCGGCUCUCAAUAUUCUGCAGAUAGACGCUGGAGCAGUGUUACCUGUGAAGUCUGAGAGUAACGGUGUCGUAUCAGAAACCAACAACCACCCCAACUCAGUGGGGAUACUGCAGGAGUUGGCGCUGCAGAGAGGAUGGCGUCUUCCUGAUUACACCGUGUUAAUGGAGGCUGGCCCGCCACACAAGAGAGAGUUCACUGUUACGUGUCGAAUGGAGUCCCUGUCAGAGAAAGCUGUAGGGAAUUCAAAGAAGGUGGCGAAAAAGACAGCUGCAGAGAAAAUGGUGUCAAAGCUUCAAGGUCUGUCGGGCUGUUCUGAAAUCACAUGGACUCCUAAACCAAGUGUCCGAUUUGAGAACUUACGGAACUCGUCGGCGGAGAACAUAACUUCACUGAGGAGAAACCCGCUGAGCAUUCCCAACACAGAUUAUAUUCAGCUGAUGCUGGAGCUGUCCAAGGAGCAGGGCUUUGAGGUCACAUACUUUGACAUUGAUGAGCUGACGGUGAACGGGCAGUACCAGUGUCUAGCGGAGAUCUCCACCUCCCCGGUCACCGUGUGCCACGGCACCGGCAUCUCCUGUAGCAACGCUCACAACGACGCCGCACACAGCGCCCUGCAGUACAUCAAGAUCAUGGCCACCAGCAAGUAACACUGCCACGUCUGCUCCUGCUUCACCUGUCACACAUCAGCUGAUCAUCCAUCAUCCUUCACACUAGUCUUCCUGCCGUGGAUGAAGUCAAGCUAUAUUUUUAUAAUUAUGUGUAUCACAAAGCAGAUCGGGAGCCGAAUAACUGGACGUUCAGACUUGAAUCAGGUAGAGCAGUAUUUGUGAGGAGACAAAUGGGAUCAACAUUAAGAAACAAACACAAAUCAAAUGUUGUCUUCAGGUUGAAGAGUUUUACUUGAGAUGUCUAACGUACUGCAUUUAGGAUAAUGUACAUGUGUUAUUUAAGUAGGAAUAAUAUAAAGCACUUGUUCUUUAACUUUUUGUUUAGUUGUAAGUGGCAGUUCACCCCAAAAUCAAAGAUGCACUUUUUACCUUGUACCUUGUUGUGCUAUUUAUCAAUCUAGAACGUCUUGUUGUGAGUUAAAGAUUGUUAUAAUAAAUAUAUUUGGAAGACUCCACAGCACCGAUUUCUCCAGACUCUGUUGUGAGUAGUUGUAUUUUGUACUAGCUGCUCCUGCUAACAUCACAGUACGCUUCCUUCUGCAGAUGGUGCUUCAGUUAAGAGGAAAACUAUGUGUUUUUGAUUUUGGGGUAAACUAUCCUGUUUUCAAGCUGUAAUUAUCAAGCUGUGUUGUUUUUGCCUCUUUGUUUGUGAGGAUGCAGAUAUAUUUAGGUUGCAUUUGUCUUAAAUUAUUUUUUUUAUUACAGUUUUUCCCUGUAGCAAUAUAUUGAUCUGUAUUGAGCCAAUAGAAGAUCUCAAACAUUCAUAUUGCUUCAGAGAUAUUUACCUUUCUGUUAAACUCAAACAUGAAGACGAAUUGAGAUUAUUUUGACUUGUGUUAUAUAUAUAUAUUUAAAAAAAAGGGUAUUCAUUUUGGUUUACAAAUGUUUGUUAUUUCCUACUUACACACCGCUGUCAGUAUGCAAUCUACAGUGCAAGCCUCGCUGUCUGUAUCUGGUUAACUCUUAAAUGGAUAUAACACAUUACUUCAUAUUACCAUCCUGUUGCCAUUUUUUGCAGUGUGCCUCAAACUAUUUGUGAUAUAUUAAAUGCAUUUACUGACUGUUGUAUGGAAGUAUCCCUGGUGCGGAGCAGCAACAACAUGAAAACAGAAAAUAAACCCAAACACUAAAUGUUAA
This is a messenger RNA of Gymnodraco acuticeps, 2240 nucleotides long. RefSeq names its product protein kinase, interferon-inducible double stranded RNA dependent activator (gene prkra). Bases 162 to 1082 code for a protein of 306 amino acids. NCBI's taxonomy places the organism in Eukaryota, Metazoa, Chordata, Actinopteri, Perciformes, Bathydraconidae. The transcript has 8 exons. The record is from RefSeq and is a predicted model, not a curated record.